Messenger RNA from Drosophila albomicans, 390 nucleotides. RefSeq names its product ataxin-8-like. The transcript is spliced from 2 exons. The record is from RefSeq and is a predicted model, not a curated record. NCBI's taxonomy places the organism in Eukaryota, Metazoa, Arthropoda, Insecta, Diptera, Drosophilidae.
AUGACAAACAGCGUGCCUACAACAGACGACAGACAGACACAAGAUACACAACAGCAGUCACAACAACAACAGCAACCAAAAGAGCAGCAGCAGCAGCAACAACAACAGCAGAAACAACGGCAGCCAAAGCAAAAGCAGCCACAACAACAACAGCAGCAGCAACCAAAGCAGCAAGAACAACAACCAAGGCAACAACAACAGCAGAAACAACUGCAGAAGCAACAACAGUAACAACAACAACAGCAGCAGCAACAACAGCAACUAAAGCACGAACAACAACAACAACAACAGCAACAGCCAAAUCAGCCACAGCAACAGCAGCUUCAGCGGACACGCUUUGUGAUUUCGCUGGGCCGCGUUGUCUUUGUCAUCGACAUGCGAAACAAAUGA